Molecule: messenger RNA, 2176 nt
Organism: Toxotes jaculatrix (banded archerfish)
Lineage: Eukaryota; Metazoa; Chordata; Actinopteri; Toxotidae
Exons: 5
Coding region: 1-1323 (440 amino acids)
Molecular function (GO): metal ion binding
Source: RefSeq, a predicted model, not a curated record
AUGAAGACAUUGUGUCCCCAAAUAAGGAAGAGGGAGUUGGAUGUGGGAAAGACUAAAGGGGAGGAAGAUGAGGAAAAAGACAUUGACUGUUUUCAGCCAGUCUCCUGCUGUCCAGCUUGUAACCAAGAAUAUGAUGUUGCUCUGAUCCUGCCGUGCUCUCACACCAUGUGUGGUCACUGCAUAGCAGCUGGAGAGAGAACAAGCUCAGGUCAGUCUUUCCUCCGUGGUGUUGGCCUAUCAGUGUGCUCUGUGCUGUGCCCCUGCUGUCGACAUCCUGUGGAGUUGCCGUGCUGGACCUGGUCAUCUGCCACUUCCUGUCUGCCAAAACAUCCCACACUGAGUCCUACAUGUGUCAGCAGGGAGAAAUGCAUCAAGAAGGGAGGAUCUGAGGAUCACCCUCAACAUGUGGAGGGAGACACAUACCACACAGAUGCAGCUGAACAAAGAGCACAGAGCUGUUUGCGUGGUUCCAAUGCUGCCAGUUCACCAGUGGAUGGCGUUGUCGACCUGCGAGACGAGGAGAUGGAGCAGUCUGUCUACGGAUUGUGUUUUGCUCUGGAUCCCUCCAGUGUCCCUCCAUCCCUCCAUCUUUCCAACACCUCCCUCACUGUCACCUACCAAGGCCCUCUGACCCCACCUCCAGACAACGAGGUCAGGAGGUCAGCGACCUCUGACCCCAGAGUCCUGUUGGCCCUCCCAUGGGUCUGCGCUGAUGUCGUCAUUGCACGGGGACAGUAUUACUGGGAAGUGGAUGUCUGUAACAGCUCCAUGUACUGGAUUGGUGUGAUCUCAUUGGAUGGUUGUGAUGGCUGGUGGCUUGAAAGGCAGGGCAGGUCUUUCUGUGCAGUGUAUGAUGGGACCAGGGAGCCGCUCUGCACUGUCCCGCCCCAGAUCAAAACCCUCCGCGUCUUCCUCAACAUGGGAGGGGGAACCCUGAGCUUCCACAACCCCCUGACCCAGGAGCAUCUAGCCACGCUACCUACCCACUUCAGCACCGCCGGUGUGCUCCCAGCUUUGGGCUUAGGCCAGGGCCGGCUGAGGUUGCGCUGCAGCCUCCCUCCUCCUCCCCAUGUCUUCCUUAGUAAAGACUCAACCUACAAGGGGCCUUGUGGGGCCGGUGGAGGCCGGUGGCGCAGGGAGAUUCCCUUCCAGAAUGUGAGAAAAGUGAUACAGAAGUUUGAGGAGCUGGCUGUGUCGGACUCAGACUCGGGCCUGGUGUCCAGUUUUGGAUCGUCCUGCUCCACCUUGGCUUCCCUUCCAGAUCUGGGGAUUCCUGGGAUGUUUCCCUCUGGGCACGCAGGACAGGAAACUGGAGCUGAAUAAAAAGAGCCUCUGAAACUUCCUCUUCAGUGGGAGCAUCAAAAACACACCCACAGCUCCUCUGAGUGGUUUGAUCUCUAGUUGUCAUUUGAAAGGCAAAUUUUUCAUCUUGAAGGACUUUUGGCUGCCUCUUUCCACUCUCUGCGUGACCCCGGACCUGCAAUUGACUCUCUCCCCAGGACACAGGCCUUUCUCUCAACCAAACAACCCCUGCUGGUUUGGGCUCAGGCCAGAAAGAGUCCUCUAUAAGGUGAAGUGUGAGGAAACGGUGGGCUUUUAGCAGCGGGGCUUCUUGAUUUGUCUCUGUGUGACGGUUGUCAGACAGUAGGGGUCCUACAGUAGUGGCGUGCAUGUUCCUGCAUGUGUGUAUGUGGGAACAAGCGCUGCCUUGAGUGUGUGCAUUUGCUCAGUCACUCAUACAUUUCGGUGUGUGUGUAAGAAAGAGGGAACAAUGUACAAGCGGCAGGGGGUGUGAUGACGAGGUGCGAGUACAGUGACACCAGCGGUGUUGACACAGAGCAGAGAGGACAGGUGGUAACAUAUGUUUAUCCCGCGGCCUGCCUUCGAUAGGACAGUAGGGCUGCCCUUUUCUGACCCUUUGAAAACCACAGGACCCCCAGAGACUUCAAAAGAACAACAGAGAAUGGGAGAACAGAGAGGAAGAAAGAGAAAACAGCACACAUGAAUUAAAGACAGCAGGUGAUGAACUGGUAAAAAAAAAAAAAAAAAGAAAGAAAAGAAAUGAGCUGAGAGAGGGAUUCCCAGCAGCUUUCAUCACAAGAAGUCCUGAAUAGAUCAACUGGCUCAGGCCACACUAUCUGAGAAUUUGUUUUACGGUAGUACUGAGCUGCAGAAG